AUGAGUGGUAAAUCAAAAUUUAAAGCCUCUAAAGAAAUGGUAGCAUAUUGUUGGGAUACAUUAAUUCAUCACUUUGAAUCAAAACCAAUGUAUAAACCAAGCUUUACAAAUGAACCAUUUCCAUUAUUUGUAACUUGGAAGAUUGACAAUAAAAACUAUGACGAACCAAUUUUAAGAGGUUGUAUUGGAACUUUUUCAGAAAAACCAUUAGUUGAAGGACUAUCAAAAUUUUCAUUAACUAGCGCACUUAAAGAUCAUCGUUUCUCACCAAUCACCCAAAAAGAAUUACCAAAGCUUCAUUGUGCAGUUUCACUAUUAUUAGAUUUUGAAGAGGCUAAAGACGUAUGGGAUUGGGAAGUAGGCACCCAUGGUAUUUGGAUUGAAUUUACCAAUCCAACCACACUGUCAACUACUACAGGUACAUUUUUACCAGAAGUUAUUCCAGAACAGCAAUGGUCAAAAGAAGAAGCACUUAGAGCAUUAAUUAAAAAAGCUGGAUAUAAUGGCAAAGUAGAUCAAUCAUUCUAUUCAUCUAUUAAACUUACUCGUUAUCAAUCAACAAAAGAAGAAUUGUCAUAUAAAGAUUAUUUAGAAUUUAAAAAACAUCACCAUCAACACCAUAUCCACCAAACCCAAAGCAUUACCACUGCAACUUAA
Messenger RNA from Dictyostelium purpureum, 657 nucleotides. RefSeq lists its product as uncharacterized. The record is from RefSeq and is a predicted model, not a curated record. Lineage: Eukaryota; Evosea; Eumycetozoa; Dictyosteliales; Dictyosteliaceae. The transcript is spliced from 2 exons. The coding region runs from base 1 to 657 and encodes 218 amino acids.